AUGCCACACGGUAGCUCGAAUGGCGAUGUUCAGUUGAAUCUGACACUGUUAGAUGUCAUGAGUCGCGAUGUGAAGCUGAACACCGCUCUGUUCAGUACUUUACAGACGGAUGUCCACAUUAUACAGAACAACCUCAGUUUCACAUCCUCGGAAGUUGCAGCUCUGAAAAGAAACAUGUCUGGUGUUGCAACAAAGAUCCCAGAUGUGGCUUUCCAAGCACAUGAUCCACCCAGCCAUACACCUUCAUCAUCCCCAGUGCUAUUCCAGUUGGUAAACUACAACGCAGGCUCCGGAUACAACAGCAACACAGGGAAGUUCACUGCGCCAGUCAGCGGUACCUAUAUCUUCUGGACACAGCUUGAAAUGGGCGGAGGAUCGAACACUGCCUUGUACGUCUACAUAAAAAGGACAGGAGGGAUGAAUAUGGCGGCUGGUUACAUGGAAACAUUGUCAACUUUUGGUGAUGUUGAUGCUUCUGCCCAAACUGUUGACCAUCUGGAGAAGGGACAAGAGGUAUGGGUGGAGAUUACUACCACAUAUGAAAUCUACCAUAGUGCAUCGUAUUUCGGUGGUGCCCUUCUGUCCGUAUAGGGUGAUGAAUGUAACAGUAAUUACAAGUGAGGCAGGUUAGUUUUUGGCAUUCCUAUUUAAAUAUUAUAGCCAAAAUCUUAAAACAAUGUUAACAAAAUUAUCUUUGUUGUUGUCAAAAAUGUUGUAUAAAAACAUGUUUGCGUUU
Molecule: messenger RNA, 736 nt
Organism: Haliotis rubra (blacklip abalone)
Lineage: Eukaryota; Metazoa; Mollusca; Gastropoda; Lepetellida; Haliotidae
Product: C1q-related factor-like
Exons: 2
Coding region: 1-591 (196 amino acids)
Molecular function (GO): protein binding
Source: RefSeq, a predicted model, not a curated record